Tilletiaria anomala UBC 951 is the source of this 937-nucleotide messenger RNA. RefSeq lists its product as uncharacterized. NCBI's taxonomy places the organism in Eukaryota, Fungi, Basidiomycota, Exobasidiomycetes, Georgefischeriales, Tilletiariaceae. The record is from RefSeq and is a predicted model, not a curated record. The transcript has 3 exons. Bases 260 to 859 code for a protein of 199 amino acids.
UUCUCACCAUCGUGAUCUCGCGAAUGUGAGAGCGUAGAGGGCAGAAAAUGAAGAUUCUUUCAUGCUUCAGGAGAUUGCUAUGACCCCAUCUUGAGGUUUUCGAUGGGUAUAUAAGAUCGCUUGGUCGCAUCCCCCUUAACCCCCAACUUCCUUGUCUUCUCACAGGCUCUUUCAAGUCUUGCAACUACCGAACCACCAAGCACUUCUUCAUCGCCAACGAACCUCACUCCUCCACUGCCUCCAUCUUCCUCUAGCCACCAUGAAAAGCGUCAAGAGCUUAACCCUUCUGGUCACUACCGCCCUGGUACUCAUCAGCGGUGCUACGUCUGCUGUCGCUGCACCUGGUGGCAAACAUGGCCAUGGCAAGCAGCACAGGGGGGUGCAUUUCGAUCAUGGAAAGCACGACGGAAAGUACGACCACGGCAAAGGGCAUGGUUAUGGCCACUGGAAGCGUGAGCCCCUGGCCAACGUCGGUAUGAUACAAGGGAGCAAGCCCGUCGAGUUCUUCAAGCGCACACCUGCGCCCGCUCCUCAGAAUGACUUCAACUCUGGCCGUUACAGGGGUGGCCGCAAUGACCGCAACGGACGUGAGCGUGAGCAUCGCGGCAGAUAUGGGCACCGCGGAAGGUACAGGGACGAAUGCGACAGGCGCUACAGAUACGAUUACGAAAGGCGCGGCUGCUAUGAUCGGUACAUGGAGAGGCGCUCGCCUGUCCCCGCUCCUGCUCCUGUGCCUCAGAACAAUGCCGCUGAAUCGGACUUGAACCAGCAACUCGAAGGCCAGGGCGGCAACCAGGACCAGGAGCGCCAGGACGAGGAACGUCAGCCGCCAGGACGAGGAACGUCAGCGCCAAGGUGAGGGUCAGAGAAUGGGCACGGCCAUGAACAAGCGCGCCCCCACACCUGCUCCUCAGGAUGUCGCCGAGUCGGACUCAGA